Mesocestoides corti is the source of this 1128-nucleotide messenger RNA. Lineage: Eukaryota; Metazoa; Platyhelminthes; Cestoda; Cyclophyllidea; Mesocestoididae. The record is from the annotation of a GenBank genome assembly.
AUGGCAGAGAAAAUUCAACCUCUCGUAGUGGACAAUGGGUCGGGUAUGUGCAAGGCCGGUUUCGCCGGAGACGAUUCUCCUCGCGCCGUCUUCCCCUCCAUCGUCGGUCGACCCAGAAAACAGGGCAUCAUGGUUGGCAUGGGCAACAAGGACAGCUACGUCGGUGAUGAGGCACAGUCCAAGAGAGGCAUCCUCACACUCAAGUACCCCAUCGAACACGGCAUUGUCAACAACUGGGACGACAUGGAGGAGAUCUGGCACCACAUCUUCUACAACGAACUCCGUGUUGACCCCGAAGAACACCCCGUUCUCCUCACCGAAGUCCCUCUCAACCCCAAGGCUAACCGUGAGAAGAUGACUCAGAUUAUGUUUGAGGCUUUCAACGUUCCCGCCAUGUACGUCGCCAUUGAUGCGGUGCUCUCUCUCUACGCGUCUGGUCGUUCCACCGGUAUCGUCCUCGACUCCGGUGAUGGCAUCAGUCACUCCGUCCCCAUCUACGAGGGCUACGCUCUACCACACGCCGUUCAGCGUCUCAGCCUGGCAGGACGCUAUCUCACCUCGUUUCUCAUCAAACUCUACACCGAACGCGGCUACUCAUUCACCACCACCGCCGAGACCGAAAUUGUCCGCGACAUCAAAGAGAAGCUCUGCUACGUGGCGCUUGACUUCGACAACGAAAUGAACACCGCCGCGACCAGCUCGUCACUGGAGAAGACCUACGAACUGCCUGACGGUCAAGUCAUCACCAUUGGCAACGAGCGAUUCCGCUGCCCCGAGGCUCUCUUCCAGCCCAAUUUCCUCGGUCUCGAGUGCACUGGCAUCCACGAGGCCACGUACAACUCCAUCAUGAGGUGCGAUCUGGAUAUCAGGCAGGACCUCUACGCCAACAUUGUCAUGUCCGGCGGCUCCACCAUGUUCCCUGGCAUUGCUGAACGAAUGGAGAAGGAGCUCACUAACUUGGCGCCCACCUCCAUGCGCAUCAAGAUCAUCGCGCCACCGGAGAGAAAGUACUCCGUGUGGAUCGGUGGUUCCAUCCUCGGCUCAUUGUCCACCUUCCAGCCGAUGUGGAUCACCAAGCAGAAAUACGACGAAUUUGGCCCAAGCAUUAUCCACCAGAAACGCUUCUAA